Messenger RNA from Puccinia triticina, 2463 nucleotides. RefSeq lists its product as uncharacterized. Gene Ontology annotation, molecular function: DNA-binding transcription factor activity, RNA polymerase II-specific; RNA polymerase II cis-regulatory region sequence-specific DNA binding. Lineage: Eukaryota; Fungi; Basidiomycota; Pucciniomycetes; Pucciniales; Pucciniaceae. The coding region runs from base 1 to 2463 and encodes 820 amino acids. The transcript is spliced from 3 exons. Gene Ontology annotation, biological process: cell differentiation; regulation of transcription by RNA polymerase II. The record is from RefSeq and is a predicted model, not a curated record.
AUGCUCUUCCAGCUGCGUGCUCACAAUCCGGCCGAGUCUAUCAACUCCAACCCAUCCUCGCAGACUUCCACCAACUCAUCCUCCUCAGCCGAACACCAUCCCCACCAGCCCCACCAGCUCUUCAGCUACGCGGGCCCACUCUCCACCCCCACGCCCCCAUCGGCAGCGGGCUCAGCACAAGCCAUCAAGAGCUCCUCCUCCUCCGAGUCCUUGAACAACAGCAUCCCUCCACCAUCCUCUGCCGCCAGCAGCAGCAGCCAGAGCAUCUUCAACUCCGCAAGCUCCCUCGCCGACACCAGCAUCGGCAUGCUCCCCGAUUUUCUCAAUUCCCAACAAGCAGCCAUUCCGGGACUGAGCCCGCCUGCCACGCGGAAGGAUGAUACCGCAGCCGAUCACAUUCCCAAUAAUCACCACCAUCACUCCACCAGCCACCGCCAAGCGGAGCCGCCCCUGCUCGUCUCCACCCUCAACUUGCCCCCCUCCUGCUCCUCAUCAGCUGCCUCCUCAUCCUCCGCCCUCGACCACUCGCCCGGCUCGAUCAACGGCAAUCCUAUACUCGGCUCCAAACCGGCCACCUCGGCGGCUUCCCCGGCCUCCAUCUGGCCCACGCCCACCACGGCCGCCCAUCUACCCGCGGAAUUCAAUGACCCAUUCAGAUUAUUCCAUCUACCGCAACAACCCCAGCAAGCUCAACAGCAGCAGCAGCCUUUUAUCCAGACCCAUCAGCAACAGCAGCCCUCCGGCUCCUCCUCUUCCUCCUCACCCUCCUCACACUCCAACCUGAUUCCCCCGCUGGCUCAACCUCAACCACGAUCUCAACCCGGCCAGAUGCUGCUCGAUCCGUCGACCGAGUUUGUCUUCGGCACUCAGCCUUCCGAUCUAUCCACUCACGACUUCCUCCCCUCGCCGCCAUCCCCCUCCACCCUCCUCGCCCAACAUCACUUUCAUCCUCUCAACCACCAUCCCCUCUACCAGCAUCCCUACAACCGCCAUAACUCAAUCUCGAGCCCGAUCGACCAUCCAUCAUUCGUCCAAGCCGUCCAGAUUCAACCGUACCCCCAUCACCCUCACCAGCCACAUCCACACAACCCGUGGAAUGCCCCCGUCGAUAUCGUUCACCCGACCACGUUUUAUGACCCGUUCCAGAUCAAACACCGUCGCCGAACUACUCCUGCCCAGCUUGGUAUAUUAGAAGCGCAAUUCCAGGCGAAUUGCAAGCCCGAUGUCGCGCUGCGAAAGCAGCUUGCCGAUCGACUCGACAUGACCCCAAGGGAGGUUCAGGUUUGGUUUCAAAAUCGCCGAGCUAAAACCAAGAAGCUAGAGAAAAGAGCCGAGCAAGAGUCUAGCAAGAGUGUCGAGUCCGAGCCGAACGGCAAUUCAUCUCGACCCGAAGCAAGCCCCCCUGGAUCGAUCUAUCUUAGUCCCCCCUCGAUGCGAGCCCUCGUCUUACCCGCCGGUCUCAAUGAUAAUCCAGAUCAACCUCGCAUCGGCGUAUCUCACCCAAGCUUGACUAGCACGGCACAUGCUAACGGCGAGAGUGAAGAGGUGGAAGAAGGACUGCAAUAUCGAUUUGAUACCAACACCGAUCGUCGACAUCGUUCUCACUCCUUACAUCAUCACCCUUAUUAUCUCCCUCCUUCGAAUCUCUUCUCUGGCCAGGCUGGCAACGCUCUUACCCCCUUGGCGAUCGGAAAUGGUACACUCUCCCAGCAGCAUCAGCAACAGUUUGGCGAUCCUAGCGCCGAUGACCAAUCCCUGAUCUGUCGCAGGAGCAGUAACACCUCUAUCGCUUCAUCCACCGCCACGGCUACCGACUCCAAUCUUAUCCGUACUCCCACAACCACAGAAUUUAGUACUGAGGAUAAUGGCACCGGAUUACCUGAUGGGUUUGAUCCCCGAAGACGAUCAUCCUGUCCUGCCGAAUUCAUUCAAUCCUUUGGUCAUUUCGGAUUAGCAAAUGGUCAAUUGACAGAUGUGACGAAUGCCCAGAUCGGCUUGGAUGCCUCUUUUACGCCGACGACGAGCCAAACCGGCGAGCAUCUCCCAUCCAAGCUAUCUCUCGCGCCUAACCCUUCUGCUCCAUUCACGAUUCUGGAAGAUCAGAACGGAGGAUGGGAAGCUCAAGCUGAAUGCUGGAAGACCGAGACGAGUCGCGAAGGGAUCCAGAGGCGACACUCUCUGGCGACCAUCGGGAGUCCACUGGGGGUGCAAGACUUCCACUCCAACCGACCCAUCCCCACCGACUCCCUCACCCCGUCCCAAAAUGGUCUCUCGUCGCUCUUCCCUUGGGGACCAGUCGGGUAUCCGGCCAAGCACUUGUCUUCCUUCGACUCCCAUAACUCCCCCGCCAUCGUGCCCACUACCAAUGUCUCUAAUGGGUGCAUGUCGCAAGGCUAUGGCCGUAGGGCUUCUACAUCAGUCCUCAAAUCCAUCGAAGAACACCCUGGAAAUAUGUGGAACUAA